AUGGCCAACCCCAAGCUUAGAGCGCCCAAGGAGAAGGGAGGUGACGAAAGUCUCGAUAUAGAGAGAAGUCGGGCUUCUGUCGCUUGUGUUACGUGUCGUCGGAGGAGGACGAAGUGCAAAAUUACACAAGGGGAGUAUGCAUGUCAGUACUGCCGUUCGAUCGGUUCGCAGUGUGUCUUCAAAGCUUCCGAGGAAAAGAAAAGAAUUGGCUCGAGUGCGUAUAUGGAAGUCCUUGACCGCAGGCUCGAAAACCUUGAGAUCUUGUUGAGGGGAUGGCAACCCGCUGCUUCCCAGAACCACCUGGUGCCUACGGUUGACGAAGCUGACUGCGCGUCUUCUUCACGGUCGGAGGAGUCUCAGCAUGGCUCACCUCUGCGUCACCUUAGCCAUCAAAAUUCGGGAGCCAUAUUAUCAAUCUCCUGUAAUUCUCGCAAUGAGGAGGAAAAAGAUGCUCAGCAUUCGGCGCCAGCCUCCAUCGAGGAUAAUAGAUCAGUGCAUGGGAAGGUCAACAAUCUGCUUUCCACGGCGGGACAACUUCGAUUUUACAAAGGAUCAUGGCGAUAUUUCGGUGCUACAACCAAUUUGCAUGUCUUCCACGAUGAAGAAGAUGAUUUGGUAACUCCGGCCUCCCAAGCGGUUGAACAAAAGGCAACGCGCAUGAUCUCUUUGCUCUCGCUGGAUACACAUAAUUAUCUCCUCAACUUGUUCUGGAAUUGCUACAACGCCAUCAUCGAGGUUGUUCCCCAGACGCCCUUCCUCGAGGGAUAUCGGCGAGGCCCGAGCGAGCACUAUUCUAUCUUCUUACACAUAGCAAUCUUGGCUAUGGGAGUGAGGUUCGCAGACAAAUCAAGAUCCGAUAUCAGCGUCUUGAUGAUUUCAAAAUACGAAUCCACUUUCCAGGUCAUGGCUAAGCAGCUCUUCGAGCCGGCAAUCAAGGUUGGCGGGCUGGCCUCGCUUCAGGCGAGCUUACUGAUGACAGAUUUGGAGAACGGCAGCGGCAAAGAUGUCCUUGCGUGGCUUUAUGGAGGUCGAAUGACGUGUCGCCUUUUCUUCGACCUUGGCCUGAAUCUUGACAGCAUAUCACUUGGAGUGCUUGAUAAAGGCGUUGAGGUCCGCCGCAAAGUUGCGUUGGCAUCUCUGAUCAUGGACAAGUAUGAGUUUUGGGCUUUAUUUCUGGGCAGGCCUACUAGUAUCAAAAGCGCGGAUUUAGAAACCCUCAGUCUGGCCCGAAGCUUUGCUAUGCUUCCUCAGAAACACAACGAAAUCGCAAUUGCAACAAACGGUCUCAUCAAUGAGCACCUAUCCGAGCUCAUGGACAUAGUCGGAUCCAUCGCUGACAGCAACGCCCGACGAACUCGUGAUGUCGAUAGUUCAACGUAUGCCACUAUGGCAUUCCUGGAAGGGCAACUAAGUCGAUGGCACGCAGACCUCCCAGCUUGCUUGCUAUGGAAUCCAACAAACGUACGGGUGGCGUCGCGAAGCUUUUUCAUUAUGCACCAGCAGUAUCAUUCAGCGUUGGUUCUUCUUUACCGUCCAUUUGUCAACUCCAAAUCUGUUAGAGCACUUGGGACCCGGCACGACCCUCUGUCAUUGCUCCUCGAGCAUGGCGUGUGUAUCGCCCAAGCCUUUGUUCAGUCAGCACAUCAAUACAAUAUCCAGCAAAGCUUCAUCUCGUCAUUGCAACAUGCAGGAACUGCUAUCAGCGCUUUCAUCACGACCUUAGUCUACCUUGAGGACCGCAAGAAGAGAUAUUCCGCAAUGAGAUAUCUGCUUUUCAUGUCUACUAUGCUGGAGGAACUGUCGCAUACAUACCAACAUGCCUUACACAUGCACCGUUUAGUCCUCGAGGUGUCUCAACAAAGGGAGUGGAUCAACGAAUACCAAAGUCUUGACGCAGAGUUCAAUCAAGACUUCGAAGACCUGCGGCAUUUCACUGUCAAACUAGGAAGCCCUACCUCUGAAAACACCCAGCCUGGCCCAAUGAACAAGCGCCGAAAGCUCAAUUCGCCGAAUCUAUCAGGCGUUGACGAUGGCACCAUCGAUGACUCUACCAAUUCGAAUACUUUCUGUACGACUUGGGCAACUGCUUCCUCUCGAGUGUCCCAUGUUCAACGACUGUCCGGGAGCGCUGGUCAAGAGAGUCUAAAGCCAGCUCGUGAAAGUUGUUCGCCGGAUGAAAGAUGUGACAAGAAUGGGAAGACAUCGGAAUGUUUCCUUGCUGAAUCAUUUGACAUAUCUACUGAGGACUGGGAAAAUCUUCCAAUUCUCCCUCUGCCGGUGGACACACGGGGAUAUGACUUCUCUUUCGAAUAUCCGACGUCAUGA
Exophiala oligosperma is the source of this 2325-nucleotide messenger RNA. RefSeq lists its product as uncharacterized. Gene Ontology annotation, biological process: DNA-templated transcription; regulation of DNA-templated transcription. Bases 1 to 2325 code for a protein of 774 amino acids. The transcript is spliced from 6 exons. Lineage: Eukaryota; Fungi; Ascomycota; Eurotiomycetes; Chaetothyriales; Herpotrichiellaceae. Gene Ontology annotation, molecular function: zinc ion binding; DNA binding; DNA-binding transcription factor activity, RNA polymerase II-specific. The record is from RefSeq and is a predicted model, not a curated record.